AUGACGGGCACCCAGGAGCCAGACCUGCAUGAGCAGCACCGAGGACCAACGCAGGGGGAAGGGAAUGAGAAGGAGGAGGGGGAGAAGGUGCAUGUGUCCGUUGAGGGAGAGGACAGGGAGCAGGAGGGGGAGGAAGAGGAGGAGGAAGAGGAGAAGGAGGAGCUGCCGUACCCCGAUCUUGCACCAGUGGUCCUUUUGGCUCUGACCCAAACCAGCCCGCCCCGCUCCUGGUGCCUCCGAGCCGUCUGCCACCCAUGGUUUGAGCGUGUGAGCAUUUUGGCAAUCCUGCUGAACUGUGUGACUCUCGGGAUGUUCCAGCCUUGUGGCCACACCCCCUACUUCCUGCAGGCUCUGGAUGAUGGGAUCUUUGCGUUUUUUGCCGGGGAAAUGGUGAUGAAGAUGGUCGCUCUCGGGAUCAUAGGUCAGAGUGGUUACCUAGGCGACACAUGGAACAGACUGGACUUCUUCAUCGUUCUUGUGGGAAUGCUGGAGUAUUCCCUUGACGGACACAAUGUCAGCCUAUCAGCCAUCAGGACGGUCCGGGUUCUCCGCCCUCUGCGAGCCAUCAACAGAGUUCCCAGUAUGCGUAUCCUGGUGACGCUCCUCCUCGACACACUUCCCAUGCUGGGCAACGUGCUGGCGCUCUGCUUCUUUGUCUUCUUCAUCUUCGGCAUCGUUGGCGUGCAGCUGUGGGCGGGGCUCCUGAGAAACCGCUGCUUCAUGGGAGAGGAUGUCAAGAUGAGAUAUAACGUUUCCUUCCUGAGUGGCUACUACCAGCCGGACGGCACGGACGACCAUCCCUUCAUCUGCUCGACAGAUCGAGACAACGGGAUGCUCCGCUGCUCCGACGUUCCUCGCCGCCGCGUCGGCAGGUCGUUCUGCUUCCUGGGUCCCGGGGAGGCCCAGUCCGAGAUGGGACUGAUGGACAGAGAAGAGGAACCAGUCUCAUGCGUGAACUGGUAUCGGUAUUACAACGAGUGUCGCGCCGGGGAAGUAAACCCACACAAAGGGGCCAUUAACUUUGAUAAUAUUGGAUACGCAUGGAUUGCCAUUUUUCAGGUAAUUACUCUAGAAGGUUGGGUCGACAUCAUGUACUAUGUCAUGGAUGCACAUUCCUUCUACAACUUCAUCUACUUCAUCUUCCUCAUUAUAGUGGGCUCCUUCUUCAUGAUCAACCUGUGCCUGGUUGUCAUAGCAACCCAGUUUUCCGAAACCAAGCAGAGAGAACACGCCUUAAUGAAGUCGGAGCAGAACGCCCGGCAGCUCCACCAAUCGGCUUCCACACUGGCCAGCUACAGCCAACCAGGAAGCUGCUACGAGGAGAUCAUCCGCUACCUGGCGCACCUGGGCCGCAAGGCCAUGCGACGCCUCUCCCGCUUCUACGCUCAGACACGCCCACACUUUCACUGCAUGUGCACGUGCCACAGGAACCGGGGCGUGGCCUCUGCCAGAGGAGCCGGGGAGAUGAAUGGACUCGCCCACCGGCACUCAGGCCACGCCCCCAAUGACCUGUCCCACCUGCAUCAGGUUUACCAUCGCCACCAGCAUCAUCAUCAUCACCAGAAUCCUCAGCCUCAGCCUGAGCCUGCAGUCAGUAACGGAGGGAGUGGAUUUAAUUACCCCUUCAUCUCGCCCCUCCUGAGCAGCCAGGAGAAGAAAGCCCGGGAUCAGAUUCGGCUGACGGCCCCAGAGAACGUCAACAGGCUGCCUCAGCUGGUGCUGGAGCACGGUGGGUGCUCUGGGCAUCCUGCCUUAACGCUGCCAGGCGAAGUCCCGGGGGAUCCCUCGUCGUGUCCCUACUGCAUCUACUCCAAUCACCUCGGCGACGGCGAACAUGUUAACGAGCAGCCCGAGGACCAGCAGCUCGGGCACGGCAACUCGUGCCCUGGCAACAGCCCGUGUCACAGUGACAGCCCGUGCCAGUGUAGCAGCCCCCGCCGCGCUGAUGUUCAGGUGUUGGAGCCAAAGAGGAGGCUGCUGGAGCGCUGCUGGGCCGGCUUCAGCAACAAACUGGAAGUCAUUGUCGCCAGCAGAUACUUCAACAGGGGGAUCAUGAUUGCCAUCCUCAUUAACACGCUGUCGAUGGGCAUCGAGUACCACGAACAGCCUCAGGAGCUCACGGAUAUUCUGGAGAUCAGUAACAUGGUGUUCACCAGCCUCUUCAGUCUGGAGAUGCUGCUGAAGCUCAUGGCUCUCGGCCUCUUCGGCUACGUCAAGAACCCGUACAACGGCUUCGACAGCGUCAUCGUCAUCAUCAGUGUGUGGGAGAUUGUGGGGGAGGCGGAGGGAGGCUUAUCGGUGCUGCGUACCUUCCGCCUAAUGAGAAUUCUGAAGCUGGUCCGGUUCCUUCCGGCCCUGAGGAGGCAGCUGGUGGUGCUGAUGAAGACCAUGGACAACGUGGCCACGUUCUGCAUGUUGCUGAUGCUCUUCAUAUUCAUAUUCAGUAUCUUAGGGAUGCAUCUGUUUGGCUGUAAAUUCGGUUUGCAGCAGGACAGUGGAGACACUUUACCCGACAGAAAGAACUUCGACUCUCUGCUCUGGGCGACUGUCACCGUGUUUCAGAUCCUCACCCAGGAGGACUGGAACGCCGUGCUCUAUAACGGGAUGGCCUCCACCACGCCGCUGGCCGCCCUCUACUUUGUCGCCCUCAUGACCUUUGGCAACUACGUCCUCUUCAACCUGCUCGUGGCCAUAUUGGUUGAGGGCUUUCAAGCCGAGGGUGAUGCCAACAGAUCGGAGGCAGAUGACGAGAGACAGUCGCUCUCGUUUGAGGACGAGGAGAAGUUGAGAGAGUUGUACGCUGCAGAGCUCAAGAUCCAGUCAAUGAUGCUGAGUCCCAACGGCCUCCUGAACCCAAAGGCCUCCAUGCCCCACCUCACUGCUCCGUCUCUGCCCGUCAUCACGCACACAGCAGCCACGCCCACCAUAAAUAACGGCCAAUCGCGGCGGGCGAGCAUGACCUCCAUGGAUAUCUACAACCCGGAGCAAAGAUCACCGACUAUGUGGGACAGCGGGCCGGAGAGCCGUCGCUCCAGCUGGACGAGCAUCAGUCGAGCCCCCAGCCUCCACCGCAGGAGCCAGUCGGGGGAGAUGGAGUCGCUGCUGUCCGACACACACUCCAACUCCAACUUCAGCAGCAGGGAGCAGUCCCUGGACCAGGCCGACUACCUGCAGGUGCCCAUGCUUCACACGCCCGACUGCAACGGCACCACCUUCCGACUCGCCGACAACUACGACGACCCCCCCCUGACGACGCAAUACCACGGUGAUCAUGAUGAGGACGAGGUCGAAGAGAGUAUAUGUAAGAAGGUGAAGAAGAUCCUGGAGCCAUAUCAGCCUCAGUGGUGUCUGGAGCAUGUAGAGUGGUCCCUCUAUGUGUUUUCUCCACAAAACCGGUUCAGGGUGUGGUGUCAGAAGGUCAUAGGUCACAAGAUGUUCGAUCACGUCGUCCUCCUCUUCAUCUUCCUUAAUUGCAUCACCAUCGCACUGGAGAGACCAGACAUCCAGCCGCACAGCAUGGAGCGGGUGUUCCUCAGUGUGUCCAAUCACAUCUUCACUGUGAUCUUCGUUGGCGAAAUGCUGAUCAAGGUGGUAGCUUUGGGCCUGUACUUUGGAACCGGCGUGUAUCUCCAGAGCAGCUGGAACAUUCUGGACGGGCUGCUGGUGUUUGUUUCCAUGGUGGACGUCCUGGUCUCCAUCGCAUCGUCGGGCGGGAACCGGAUCUUAGGAAUCCUGCGUGUGCUGCGUCUGCUCCGGACCCUGAGACCACUCAGGGUGAUAAGUCGAGCUCCAGGUCUCAAGCUGGUGGUGGAGACUCUCAUCACGUCCCUCAGACCCAUCGGUAACAUCGUCCUCAUCUGCUGUGCUUUUUUCAUCGUCUUUGGAAUAUUAGGAGUUCAGCUGUUUAAGGGGAAGUUCUUCUACUGCGAUGGACUGGACAUCACUAACAUCACCAAUAAAACUCAGUGUCUGAGCACAGGAUACCGCUGGAUCCGCCGGAAAUACAACUUUGACAACCUGGGACAGGCGCUGAUGUCACUGUUUGUCCUGUCGUGUAAAGACGGCUGGGUCAGCAUCAUGUAUGAUGGCCUGGAUUCUGUCGGAGUGGAUCAGCAGCCAAUAAGAAACAACGACCCGUGGAUGCUGCUGUUCUUCAUCUCGUUCCUCCUCAUCGUCAGCUUCUUUGUGCUCAACAUGUUUGUGGGCGUGGUGGUGGAAAACUUCCACAAGUGUCGCCAGCAGCAGGAGGAGGAGGAGGCGCGGGUGAGGGAGGAGAAGCGACAGAAGCGCCUGGAGAAGAGGAGGAGAAGGGCCCAGGAGAAACCCUAUUACUCCGACUACUCCCCGCUGCGUCGAUCCAUCCACACCGUGUGCACCAGCCACUACCUGGAUCUCUUCAUCACCAUCAUCAUCUUCACCAACCUCAUCACCAUGAGCAUGGAACACUACAACCAGCCUAAGUACUUUGAGGAAAUACUGAAGUACUGCAAUUAUGUCUUCACGGUGGUUUUUGUCAUCGAGACCAUCCUCAAACUCAUCGCCUUCGGCCUGCGGCGCUUUUUCAAAGAGAGAUGGAACCAGCUGGACCUUGCCAUUGUGUUGUUGUCCCUCAUGGGAAUCGCGUUGGAAGAAAUCGACCUGAGUGCUUCCUUGCCCAUUAACCCAACCAUCAUACGCAUCAUGAGAGUCCUGAGGAUAACACGAGUGCUGAAGCUCCUGAAGAUGGCGACCGGGAUGAGGUCCCUGCUGGACACUGUGAUGCAAGCCCUGCCUCAGGUGGGGAAUCUGGGUCUGCUCUUCAUGUUGCUGUUCUUCAUCUAUGCAGCUCUGGGAGUUGAGCUCUUUGGAAAACUGGAGUGUUCCGAGGAGAACCCGUGCGAAGGCCUGAGUCGCCACGCCACCUUCGACAACUUUGGCAUGGCUUUCCUCACGCUCUUCAGGGUGUCCACCGGGGACAACUGGAAUGGGAUUAUGAAGGACACUCUGCGCGAGUGUCGGCCGCAGGAUCGCCACUGCCUCACCUACCUGCCCUUGAUCUCCCCCAUUUACUUUGUCACCUUCGUCCUCACGGCUCAGUUCGUGCUGGUCAACGUGGUCGUGGCCGUUCUGAUGAAGCACCUGGAGGAGAGCAACAAGGAGGCAGCGCUGGAGGAGAUGGAGGAGAAGAAGGAGCGGGAGGAGAAGAAGGAGCAGGAGGAGAGGAAGGAGAGGGAGGAGAGGGCGGAGGCCAACCGACGCCUCAGUGCGGUGUCUUUGAGCGGAGCCCCGGGGCUAAACGUGGAUGCACCUGCUCAGGUGCAGGUCGAGGACGAGGAGUGUUCCCAAGGCAACCUGCUGAGCAUGGGACGCAUGAUGUCUCUCCCCAGCGACAGCUACGUUCAGCCACUCAGAUGUUCCCCUCAUCCUCCCGUUGGCCACGAGGUUUACUCCGGCUACAGCUACUCAGGCUCCAUGUCGUCUCUGGCCUCCAGCGGCGGCGGCUCCAUGCUGCAGGUUCCAGGAGCUCUGCCGGCCAUCAGCCACGCCACACUGGGAUCCGGCCGCAGCUCGAGGCCGAUGAUCUGCCUCAGCACGGCCCAGAGCACCGAGAGACACUCCCCACGCAGACUCAGUCCUGCCGACAGCACGGAGGGACACAGGCUCAGUCCCGCUCACAGAAUAAACAGACUGAACUCGGCUCACAGUAUAGACGGAUACAGGUUCAGCCCGGCACAUCGGAUAGACAGACACAGGCUCAGCUCUGCUCACAGUAUGGACGGAUACAGGCUGAGCCAGGACCAUAACACAGACAGACCCAGACUCAUGUCCAGUCACAGUAUAGACAGACACCCGUCCCUCAGGCUGAGUCCCACCCACAGUGCCAGCAGACAUCCUUCUCAUUGGCUCAGUCCUGAAGACAGUCUGGACCGAAACAUGCUGAGUCCCUCAUACGUCCCCGACAGUUCAAUCCAGAGGAGACCAGCUUCCUUCCACACCGCCAGCAGACAGCUGCGAAGACAGGAGGCCGUGCGUGGUGACUCUGUGGAUCACGGCUCAGCAGACAAUCUGGCGGAGCCUCACCUUACUGUGCCCACUGUCUCUUCCACGCCACCACGCCAGCGAUCGUCCAGUGUGCACACGCUGAAGUACGCGCACCCCCAGAGGGUCAUCUCGUGCCGCAGCCCCAGCCGGAGCCACGGUGAAACCAAUGGACGAGAACAUGCACCUGAGCAGGCCGAUGGCGGUUCGCAGCCAGACACAGAUGUGGAGACAAGGCCGCAGAGCUUUUCCGGUCUGAAGGUUUCGGGCGGCGAGUCCAACCUAUCAGCUCCGCCCUGUGGCUCCAGAGGGCCCAGCUUUGGCCCCGCCUCCAGCACGGGGCCACAGGUGGACGACGCUGACGAGGAGGUCAGCCGCAUUAACAGUUCUGGUCCCACGGACUCACACACACAACUCCCUCCCAGCUCUUCACACAAAACCAGACACCUCACCCCGAGCCCAGCAGAGCACAGGAGCCAAUCAGUGUCCCCGGUGUUGGGCAGGAAGAGGAAGCAGAGGAUGAGCCCGCCGCCAGGGGAGGAGCCGGUCACUAUGGCGACCCAGCUGAUGGACAGCAGUGUCGAUCUGAGGAGGCGAACUCUGUCCUUUGACGCCACGAGCCUCUCGCCUAAUCAAGCAGAGGGGAGCUCCGUGGACGACUGA
Limanda limanda (common dab) is the source of this 6681-nucleotide messenger RNA. RefSeq names its product voltage-dependent T-type calcium channel subunit alpha-1H-like. The transcript is spliced from 34 exons. Gene Ontology annotation, cellular component: voltage-gated sodium channel complex; neuron projection; plasma membrane. The coding region runs from base 1 to 6681 and encodes 2226 amino acids. Gene Ontology annotation, biological process: calcium ion transmembrane transport; sodium ion transmembrane transport; neuronal action potential. Gene Ontology annotation, molecular function: low voltage-gated calcium channel activity; voltage-gated sodium channel activity. NCBI's taxonomy places the organism in Eukaryota, Metazoa, Chordata, Actinopteri, Pleuronectiformes, Pleuronectidae. The record is from RefSeq and is a predicted model, not a curated record.